AUGUUUCAAGGUGGCUUCUACGACCAAGACGACCCCAUGGAUGGAGUCUUCCACCCGGGCCUCAUGCAUCGAGCUGGCCAUACACCUCGAAGAUUUGAUGAAUAUUACAGAUGUUACCCCGUGGCUAUGAUCCCUGGGCCAGAGAGAGAAAACGCCAAUCACGGUGGGAAGGUCUUCCUGCCGCCCAGUGCCCUAGACAAACUUACCCGGCUACAUAUAACGUAUCCUAUGCUAUUCGAGGUUCACAACGGCGCAAAGCAGAGAUUUACGCAUGCAGGAGUGUUAGAAUUCAUUGCAGAGGAAGGGAAGAUAUACUUGCCGUUUUGGAUGAUGCAGACCCUAUUACUGGAACCUGGGGAUCUUAUUCAGAUUAAAUCGACCGACCUACCGCUUGGACGCCUUAUCAAACUCCAGGCACAAUCCACUUCAUUUCUCGAUAUUAGUGACCCUAAAGCUGUUCUUGAAAAUGCUUUCCGCAACUUCUCCUGCCUAACCAAAGGCGAUAUUUUCACCUUUUCAUACAAUGACCAGACGUACGAAAUGGCUGUUUUAGAAACCAAGCCAGAAAACCCCGAGAAUGCUAUUUCUGUUCUCGAAACCGAUCUAGAAGUCGAUUUUGCCCCUCCACUAGGUUAUGAGGAGCCGAAAAAGCCCUCCGGAACAAGUACCCCCUCUAGCCUGAUCAACUCCAACUUACCCCAUGGUGGUAUGCUCCAUCCGCAUGGUUCGAUGGCGCAAUCAAUCAAUUACGCCGCGAUUGCCCCGGAAUCAACGACUGUAGCACAGGGCGAGAAAACUGUUUCCUCUAACUUCUUGCAAGGUGGUCAACGGCUGAAUGCAAAAAAGGGCAAUAAGCAGCCGACGCCCAAGGCAUCAACUCCCGCUUCUGAUGCUUCGACAAAUGUCCAGCCCCCUGCUCCCGUCCGCCGGAAUAACGGACCCCAGCCCCUAAGGUUGCCACCAGGAAAGCUCUUUUUUGGUUACGAGAUAAAACCAGUUCAAAAGCGGGCUGAAGAAGGUGAUAAGGAAGGGCAGAGCAAAACUAAAUUUUCAGGGGCUGGUCAAUCGUUACGGGGAGCAAAGAAAAAGUAG
This is a messenger RNA of Ophidiomyces ophidiicola, 1092 nucleotides long. RefSeq names its product ubiquitin fusion degradation protein (gene UFD1). NCBI's taxonomy places the organism in Eukaryota, Fungi, Ascomycota, Eurotiomycetes, Onygenales, Onygenaceae. The record is from RefSeq and is a predicted model, not a curated record. The transcript is spliced from 3 exons. Gene Ontology annotation, molecular function: polyubiquitin modification-dependent protein binding. Gene Ontology annotation, cellular component: VCP-NPL4-UFD1 AAA ATPase complex. Bases 1 to 1092 code for a protein of 363 amino acids.